GCGCCGUGCCGCGCGGGCCCCUCCCGUUCGCCAGCCGCCGCCCGGGCGGGCCUUCGCAGCGUGCUCCAUGCAUCCGGAGCCCGCCCCGCCCCCGCCCAGCAGCAGCAGCCCCGAGCUUCCCCUCGCCAGCGGCGGCCGCGGCAGCUCCCCCCCGAUCAGCGGCAGCCGUCGGAGCCGCCGCCGCAGCGGGGACGCCGCCGAGCCGCCCGGGGCCGCCCCGCCGCCGCCGCCGCCACCGCCACCGCCGCCGCCGCUGCCCGGGGCCGCCGUCUCGUACCCGGAGUGGGUGGGCCACAGCUACCAGGAGGUGAUGAGCCUCAACGAGCACUCCAUGCAGGCGCUGUCCUGGCGCAAGCUCUACCUGAGCCGGGCCAAACUCAAAGCCUCCAGCCGGACGUCGGCGCUGCUCUCGGGCUUCGCCAUGGUGGCCAUGGUGGAGGUGCAGCUGGACGCCAGCCACGACUACCCCCCAGGGCUGCUCAUCGCCUUCAGCGCGUGCACCACGGUGCUGGUGGCGGUGCACCUGUUCGCGCUCAUGAUCAGCACCUGCAUCCUGCCCAACAUCGAGGCGGUCAGUAACGUGCACAACCUCAACUCGGUCAAAGAGUCUCCGCACGAGCGCAUGCACCGGCACAUCGAGCUGGCCUGGGCCUUCUCCACCGUCAUCGGCACCCUGCUCUUCCUGGCCGAGGUGGUCCUGCUCUGCUGGGUCAAGUUCCUGCCCCUCAAGAAGCAGCCGGAGCCCCCCCAGUCCAGCAAGGCCCCUCCCCCCGCCGCGUCCUCUAAUGCCAGCUUCACCCCGGGCCAGGAGGCGGCCAUCGCCUCCACCACCAUCAUGGUCCCCUUCGGCCUGGUCUUCAUCGUCUUCGCGGUCCACUUUUACCGUUCGCUCGUCAGCCACAAGACCGACAGGCAGUUCCAGGAGCUGAACGAGCUGGCCGAGUUUGCCCGGCUGCAGGACCAGCUGGACCACAGAGGGGAUCACCCGCUGCCCCCUGGCAGCCAUUUCGCAUAGUGCCCCUCCUGCACCCCCCCACCCCCGUGUCCCCGAGCUGGGGGACGGGGAGGGAGGGCAGUUUGGGCUGGCCUGUGGCAGCCGCGUGCCCCCGGAGGUGUGGAAGAAAACCUGUCCUGCCUUAAUAUUAUAAUCUGACUCCUCUCUCUGAUGCAGGAACCUGGAGGACGUUGGGACCUGGACUUGGGGGAGAAAGGAGUUUGUUUUUAAAGCCUUGACUUAAAAACAUUUUCCAGCCUUUCUCAGCCCCGAAUCCCUCCUUAUGAUGGGGGAGGCCCUGCUGGGCUAGAUCAGGAACAGUUCUCCCUCACCCUUUUUUUUUUUCCUGACUACCAUCCACCAAGUGCCAUCUGGAUUCCUUGCCCCUAGACCCUCCUUGUUGAGCAGUGAGAGGGAGUGUGUAUGUGUGUGUGCGUGUGUGUAUGUGUGUGUAUACACACAAAAUAUACACUUAAGGGGACUUGGCUCCGUGUGUCCAUGUUCAUUGGGCUGGGGGAGGCCAGUUUUCUCCAGUUAUUCCCCUCCCCCCUUUCCAUUCUCUCUCUCUCUCUGCUCACUCACACGCUUCUACCAGUGCCCAGCCGUAGGAGGGCUCUGGGUUUCUCUCAGGCCAUCCCUUGGCAGAGUCCUGUGGGCUGGAUGGUGGGACCAGUUCUCCGGCAAGGAUGGAAACUUCUUAGGUGAGGAGGAAGGGUUCUGAAAGCCUGGCACAGGGGCUGCAGUGCUACAUUUUGAGGAGAGACCAGGGUUCUGGUCCCAACUCACGAGUGAUCUUGUGCUACCUUUCUUGGCCUCAUUUUCCCCAUCUGUAAAAUACGAAGGGCUUGGACGAAGGUCCUUUCCAACUCUAAGAUUUGAUAUCCUCUGUCUCAUCUCUCUGAGCAGUGGUCAGCCUUCCAAAGUGUUGGGUGAUUUUAUACCUUUUUCUACGAAAUGCGCUAUUUUACAAAGAGUCUUUAUUUUGAAAUAAACCCCAGUCUACAAAGUCAAAGUAGUGUGUGAAUCUUGGUGGGACUGAGUGAAUCCCUAGGGAAAGGCUACCUCCCCCAUCCUCCCCAUGUGAGUCUGCCCCAUCCUCUUCUCAUGUUACAGCCCAAAGAAGGGAGGAGGAAGCUCUUCCAACAUUAGUUCAAGCAGAAAGGCAGAAAGGAACAAACAUUUAUCCAGUGCCCACAGCAUGCCAGGCACCUUGCUAAGGGCUUUACUCUUGAUCCUGAGCUGGGGCUGGUGGUAUCUGGCUGGUCCUAGAGCUGGGCAUGAUUCUGGAUGAUUGGCUCAUGUGAAAACGAUCUUGGAGUCUCAGUGGACUGCCAGCUCAGUCUGAUUCAUUCAGAUGACAUGGCAGACCAAAAAAGCUCACGAGCUCUUCUUAGGCUAAGUUAUUAAGGGGCACAGGGUCCAGAAUGUGGGAAUGAGAGCUCCCUUGCUUAGCCCAUGGCUAUGUUCUAGCUUUUAGGAAGGAUACUGGUGUACUCAUUCCCAGAGCAAGCCCACAGGAGGGUAACGUAUUAACCUGAGGGGUCUGGAGUCCAUGCCCUACGAGAGUCAUUGGAGCGGACUGGGAACGUGUAGCCUGGAGAGGAGACUUGGGGGAAGGAUUAUAGCUGGCUUCAAUGUUAGCCUAAAACUUGGGAGACUCGCACAGGUAUUUUUGGUUCUGGUCAUUCUGAGGGGGCGGGUCAUUCUUUGCCUGGCACUGGAGCAGGGGAGGAUACAGAGGAGGACAGGGCAUUGCCCCUGCCUUGGGCGAGGGGAGACGUAAGCUCCCAGCCAAGUAUCGUCAUUGAUGGCACUUAGUGCCAACACAGGAUCCCAGAGGAAAGGGGUGGUGGGGAUAGCUCUGCUGGCCAGGGCGGAUCAGAGGCAGCUCUUUGAAGGGCAGGGGGUACUCAUUCCAGCCUGGGGUAAGUCUGGGGAAUAUUUCUGAGAUGACCACAAUCCCUCCAUUGUGAGGAUUAAGCAUUUCCUUC
Molecule: messenger RNA, 2985 nt
Organism: Trichosurus vulpecula (common brushtail)
Lineage: Eukaryota; Metazoa; Chordata; Mammalia; Diprotodontia; Phalangeridae
Gene: ORAI1
Product: ORAI calcium release-activated calcium modulator 1
Exons: 2
Coding region: 68-1015 (315 amino acids)
Biological process (GO): store-operated calcium entry
Cellular component (GO): membrane
Molecular function (GO): store-operated calcium channel activity
Source: RefSeq, a predicted model, not a curated record